UGGUGAUGUUGGAAGCUCGGAAUGGGCAGAGCCAAUAAGAUCUAGCCACAUCGACACCGUUUACGUCUAUGGGCUCUCUCGAGUUGGGGUGGGGGUUGUUUCAAUUUUUCUUGUGGGUUAACUUCUAAAGUCUCAAAGUUCCCGAUUUUCGUAGGAUACAAGUUCUACCAGUAACUACGAUUGCUCUCCGUUCAUUUUUUGGUUUAGAUCUUCCUUUAUCUGAGCAACAACGAAGAUCUAACUGCUCGUUGCAGUGCCGCAACUGCGAGUGGCUAUGGCUCCCCCACAACAGUCCCAGCGAUCUCCCUCGCCCUCGCAACCAUCUGGGAAAGGUGAGGUCUCUGAUCUAAAAUCACAGCUCCGUCAGCUUGCUGGGAGCCGAGCUCCAGGUGUUGAUGAUUCCAAGAGGGAGCUCUUUAAGAAGGUGAUUUCCUACAUGACAAUAGGUAUUGAUGUCUCGCCUCUCUUUGGUGAGAUGGUUAUGUGCUCAGCAGCAUCAGAUAUUGUUCUGAAGAAAAUGUGCUACCUAUAUGUUGGGAACUAUGCAAGGGUCAAUCCUGAUCUUGCACUUUUGACAAUCAACUUUCUACAAAGAGAUUGCAAAGAUGAAGAUCCGAUGAUACGAGGACUAGCUUUGAGGAGCUUGUGUUCCCUUAGAGUGGCAAACUUGGUGGAGUAUUUGGUUGGGCCAUUAGGAUCAGGGUUGAAGGACAGUAAUAGCUAUGUCAGGAUGGUGGCAGUUAUUGGGGUUUUGAAGCUGUAUCAUAUAUCAGCUUCCACCUGUGUUGAUGCGGAUUUUCCAUCAACAUUGAAGCAUUUGAUGCUUCAUGACCCAGAUGCUCAGGUGGUCGCAAAUUGCUUGUCUGCUUUACAAGAGAUUUGGACCUUAGAGGCAAGUACAUCCGAGGAAGCAGCCAGGGAGAGAGAAACUCUGCUUAGCAAGCCAGUUGUAUAUUACCUUCUGAACCGCAUUAAAGAAUUCAGUGAAUGGGCUCAGUGUCUUGUACUGGAGUUGGCAGCCAAGUAUGUUCCCUCAGAUAGCAAUGAAAUAUUUGAUAUCAUGAAUCUCCUUGAAGAUAGAUUGCAGCAUGCAAAUGGUGCUGUUGUCUUGGCAACUACUAAAGUAUUUCUGCAGUUGACUUUGUCUAUGGCUGACGUUCAUCAGCAGGUAUAUGAGCGUAUUAAAGCUCCUCUCUUAACUCUAGUGAGUUCAGGAAGUUCAGAACAAUCUUAUGCGGUUUUAAGCCACCUGCACCUCUUGGUGAUGCGUGCACCUUAUAUAUUUUCCACAGACUACAAACACUUCUAUUGUCAGUAUAAUGAGCCAUCUUAUGUCAAAAAAUUGAAACUUGAAAUGUUGACUGCAGUGGCAAAUGAAAGCAAUACCUAUGAGAUAGUGACGGAACUAUGUGAAUAUGCUGCAAAUGUUGAUAUUCCAAUUGCUAGGGAGUCAAUUCGAGCCGUUGGGAAGAUAGCAUUGCAGCAGUAUGAUGUCAAUGCUAUUGUUGAUCGACUUCUACAGUUUCUUGAAAUGGAAAAGGACUAUGUCACUGCUGAAGCUCUGGUGCUUGUGAAAGAUCUGCUAAGAAAAUAUCCACAAUGGAGUCAAGAUUGUAUCGCUGUUGUUGGGAAUAUCAGUAGCAAAAAUGUCCAAGAACCCAAGGCCAAGGCAGCUCUUAUAUGGAUGUUAGGGGAAUAUUCACAGGACAUGCAAGAUGCUCCUUAUGCCUUGGAGAGUUUAGUUGAAAAUUGGGACGAGGAGCAUUCCCCUGAGGUUCGCUUGCAUCUUCUUACUGCGGCUAUGAAGUGUUUCUUUAAGAGACCACCCGAGACUCAGAAAGCAUUGGGAGCUGCGUUGGCUGCUGGUCUCGCAGAUUUUCAUCAGGAUGUUCAUGAUAGAGCUCUAUUUUAUUAUAGGCUUCUGCAAUACAAUGUAUCGGUGGCAGAGCGAGUGGUGAACCCUCCAAAGCAAGCAGUUUCGGUCUUUGCUGACACUCAGAGCAGUGAAGUUAAAGAUCGCAUAUUUGAUGAGUUCAAUAGUCUGUCUGUCGUGUACCAAAAGCCUUCUUACAUGUUUACUGAUAAGGAACAUAGAGGGCCAUUUGAGUUUUCAGAUGAGCUUGGAAAUCUAUCUAUCAGUGCAGAAUCUGCCGAUACUGUUGUUCCAGCCCAGAGUGUGGAGGCAAAUGACAAGGAUUUGCUUCUGAGUACUGCAGAAAAGGAGGAUGGUAGAGAUCUUGGCGGCAAUGGGUCUGCCUAUAGUGCUCCAUCCUACAGCAGUUCAUCCAGCCCCGCUGCAACUACACAAUCACAUGGAGAGCUCGUGUUUACCAAUGCCAGCAUGUCGGGUCAGGCUCCAGCAUCUAGCUUGGCAAUUGAUGAUCUGCUUGGUUUAGAUUUUCCAGUUGGUGUGACUGCUGCCACACCUUCACCCCCUCCUUUGAGGCUGAACCCAAAAGCUGUAUUGGAUCCUGGCACAUUUCAGCAGAAAUGGCGCCAACUGCCUGUAUCUUUAUCUCAGGAAUAUGCAAUGAGUCCUCAAGGAGUUGCCUCUUUGACAGCUCCUAAUGCACUACUCAAGCACAUGAAAGAUAAUUCGAUACACUGCAUUGCAUCAGGGGGUCAGUCCCCUAACUUCAAGUACUUUUUCUUUGCUCAAAAAGCAGAAGAAAUAUCAACAUUUCUUGUAGAGUGUGUAAUCAACACAUCUUCAGCCAAGUCACAAAUUAAAAUUAAAGCUGAUGAUCAAAGUUCAUCUGAGGCUUUCUCGACAUUGUUCCAGUCAGCUUUGUCCAAAUUUGGCUUGCCUUGAUUACUAUGGUCGACGGAUUUCCAUUGCCUUGAGAUUUUGUGGUUGCCUUAUACCGUCCAAUAGCAAAUGUUCUCCUUUACGAGAAAGCCUGAGAGUGGUGUCAAGUCCGGAGAGGUUGAUGUGGGCUUUCCUUGUAUACCAUGAACUGUCAAUUUCAUUCGGCCUUGUAUUCAAAUGUGAAAUUGUACUCUGCUACAACGAAAUCCAUCUGUUUAUAGCAAAAUUCUGGGUGUCACUUCUUUUUGUAGUGUUUUUGGGAGUAAUGAAAAUCUCAAUUGCUGUUUUCUGUUA
Prosopis cineraria is the source of this 3103-nucleotide messenger RNA. RefSeq names its product beta-adaptin-like protein A. Lineage: Eukaryota; Viridiplantae; Streptophyta; Magnoliopsida; Fabales; Fabaceae. The coding region runs from base 275 to 2812 and encodes 845 amino acids. The transcript has 11 exons. Gene Ontology annotation, biological process: vesicle-mediated transport; intracellular protein transport. Gene Ontology annotation, cellular component: clathrin adaptor complex; membrane coat. Gene Ontology annotation, molecular function: clathrin binding. The record is from RefSeq and is a predicted model, not a curated record.